UUUAAUACAUCUUACAUCUUUGGAAAACUGCCAUUCUGUUUUCCUCAAUAUAUAUUAAACGUUUAUAUAGAAUCAUGUAAUACACAUUUCACAUGCAACCAACAGAAGUCUUUACUAUACAGUUUUAAAUUAUACACAAAACCUCCGAAGAUAAUAUGGUUUUGUAGUGAAAAAUAGUAAUGAAAUACUCGCCAAAUCGUAAUGAACUUGGUAUAGAUUGAAGGUUUCCAGGAGGCCUGUGAAUAAUAUGAAGGAUGACAGACAGGACAGCACAUACCAUAACCUUUGAUAUACCAGUCGUGGCUCAUUGGCUUGUAUUGAAGUGGUAUUUAGGGUGAUGGUAGAAUGCAGCGUAACUGCAUUGUGCACACAAAUAAUUGGUACCUUUUUUUUCAAAUAUGUAUUUAAUUUGUUAUAAAGUGGUCCCUAAAACAAAUGUGUUGUUACAUCAACUGUCUACAAUGCGCAGUUUUGAUUUUAAAUGCCCCACUAUAAAAUAGGACGGUUUUUUUGUUUAGAACGAGCGAGCUGUUAAAUGUAUUGUGUACUGGAAGUACCCUUCGCAUUGGUAUGUAAUCUUCAUUUGUAUGUCUUUUUAUGAUGUGUAUUAAUCAGUGCACGUGCUACUUGUAAUGUAUAUUAUUUGAUCGAUGUCCUACAGCUGUCACCACAGUGUGAUAAUUUUGCUGUAGUAUCUCAUGGAAUUAUCAAAUAAAGAGCUAGCUGGGUUGUGACGGUUAUCUGCGGAUGGUUCAGUAACGAAUGAAGGAUACAGGUUACCCUGGAUAUAACCAAGUAUAGGACAACAAUGGGAAAGGUUUCUCCGUCAUCGGACGAAAGCCAACCGUUAACGUAUGAUCCAAGCAAGAAGGGGCCGAUAAAGAACAGAUCCUGUACAGACGUACUAUGCUGUAUCCUGUUUCUAGCAUUCGUUGGAGGACUUGUUGCGGUUGCAUUUUUUGCAUACACCUACGGCGAUCCGAAGUUACUAUUAUAUCCAGUGGAUUCGAACGGACAACUAUGCGGCCUCGGAUCUCACAGAGGAAAACCAAAUCUGUUUUUCUUUGACCUAGUCAAAUGUGGACGGAUGGGUCCUGGCGUGUUCCUGAAUGGCUGUCCUACACCACAGGUAUGCAUGUCGACGUGUCCACAGAAGAACUAUGUAGCUGUAGCAGACUUUACCACCAACAAUAAGAACAGUUUGAUUUGUAAAGAUGGAACAGACAAAUCUGCAAAGACAGUGCUUGACCUCGUCAAAGACGAUGACUGUGCCGCUUAUUACUUAAAAAGUGAAACAGUGUUAAACCGAUGCCUGCCACUUUCUGAUCUUCUAAACCUAGCGAAUAAUGCUGUUACUGUAAUAACUGAUAGCGGGGAACAAAACCUAACAGAUUCAUCUAACAGUUCAAUCAGUGGAGCUGCACUCAACACAGCCAAAAGGACAACUUAUAACUUGACUAAUGAGACGGGGAUGACUGCAGAAGAUUUUCAAAGAGGCGUCAGUGUUUUGCAACAGUUUUUGAAAGCAAAGGAAUAUGGCGAGAAAAUUAUUUCUGACAUUGUAGCUACAUGGUGGAUGAUGCUGGUAAUACUGAUACUGACAAUGUUUGUGUCCCUGAUAUGGAUCAGUGUUAUGCGCUGGAUAGCUGGGAUCAUGGUGUGGUUUACUAUCAUUGCGUUCGUUGGUUUGUUUGGUUUUGGCACUGGAUAUUGCUUCUACGAAUAUUACAAUUCACGAAAUGGUGAAGAGGCUUACAACAUAUAUAUUGCAGGAUCGACUUUUACAUUUCAGAAGGCUCGGUUAUUUCUUGGUUUAGGUAUAACAUGCGGAAUUAUCUUUGUGAUCGUAGUUCUUAUUCUGAUGUUCCUCUGCCAACGAAUCCGAAUAGCGAUCGCACUAAUUAAAGAGGGAAGCAGGGCUGUUGGUAGCAUGAUGUUUACUUUGGUUUUCCCGCUGUUUCCAUUUAUCAUACAGCUGGUUGUUAUCGGUUUCUGGGCUGCAGUUCUAGUCUUUUUAGCUUCAAUUGGCAGAGCUCAGAAUGUGGGAGAAAAUAAUGUAACAUUUGCAAAUGGCACAGUGGAUGAAGACGCUAUCAAACAACAGACUAAAGAUCUCUUUCAACAAGUUCCAUGUUCCACUGAUACAAAUGAUACCCUUGGAAGUGUAUGUGGCUAUCUCAAGUACGGCAAAGGCGACUACACAAUAUACCUCCAAGUGUACAAUGUGUUUAUGAUGUUCUGGUUGGUCAACUUUACCAUUGCAUUUGGUCAAAUGACGCUAGCUGGAGCCUUUUCGUCGUAUUAUUGGGCUUUUGAUAAAUCGAAGGAUAUCCCAACAUUCCCAUUGUUGUCGGCAGUAUGGAGAUGCUUCAGAUAUCAUCUUGGAACACUCGCGUUUGGUUCAUUAAUCAUCGCCAUAGUGCAACUGAUUCGACUGAUGUUGGAAUAUGUAGAUCAGAAACUUAAGGGGAGUGAAAACCCAGUGGCGAAAUUCUUCAUUAAAUGCAUGAAGUGUUUCUUUUGGUGUUUGGAAAAAUUCCUCAAAUUUAUCAACAAAAAUGCAUACAUUAUGACCGCAGUUUAUGGAAGAAAUUUCUGUAUGGCAGCGAAAGAUGCAUUUUUCUUAAUUCUAAGGAAUAUUGUUAGGGUUGUUGUUAUUGACAAGAUCACAGAUUUUCUUUUGUUCAUCGGCAAGCUGGUUGUUGUUUUUGCUAUGGGAACAGCAGCAUUCUUUUUCUUUGAUGGACGUAUACCUUACCUUAACACCUACACACCAACACUGAAUUUCUACCUAGUACCAAUUGUUAUUGUGAUAAUUGGAUCAUUUGUGAUAGUCACAUGUUUCUUCAGCGUCUAUGAGAUGGCAGUGGACACUAUAUUCCUGUGUUUCUGCGAAGAUCUAGAGAAGAAUGAUGGAUCUGCAGAUAAACCAUACUUCAUGAACAAAGAUCUCAUGAAAGUGUUGGGCAAAAAGAACGUUAUCGAUAAAAAAGAUGAUUAAACCAUUAUCGGUGAUACAUUAGACUGUGAUUUUUAUUUUCAACUUUGAAGCAUUAAUACAUAUCGUAUCUUAUAAAACUUGUAUCUAAUACAUUAUAUUCAUAAAUGCUUUUGUGAUAUAGCCAUGUUUAACAAAUAUGACAAUAAAAAGAAUCAUUCGAUGUGUAUUUACUUAGAUUGUUCUAUUCAUAUAUGUAACAUUUUGUGUUAAUAAUUAAGAUGUGAAUUGUAUUAGUGUUCGGUCCGAAUAAUCGAAUAUUCCUUCGCUAAUUUGGUAUUCGAAAUAUUCGAAUAGUAUAUUCAAGUAUUCGAAUAUCUGGAAUUUUCGGGUCGGGUGAGAAAAAUUACUCUAAAUAAGAUUAAUAAUGCGGUUUCUUUUAAUUAAAAGAUCAGCCCUGCAUGCUGCUUGCCACGUGCAUUGAGUUGGGAAAAUAAAACAUGUCUCAAGUUCCAUAAUACAGUAGUGACGUCAUGUGGGUGGCUGAAAUUCAUAAACGUAUUUUCUAUAAACCGGGAAUGGGGUUCAUCUACACUAAUCAAUAUAUCGAUUUCAUAUCCUGUAAACAAGAAUUAAAACAAAUCUCUGUGAUCAUUUCAUACAACAGUAGUUUUUCGGACAUUAUAAAACCUUUUAGGGCCAAUUUUAUACAUUAUUCAAAAUUUUAAUUCAAAACCUAUUUGACAAGAUUAUCAUACCAAAAUAGAUCCUGUAUAACUAAAUUGUCUACUUCAGAUUUAAGAUUAACAUUAGAAACAGGUACAUAGAUAAACAGGCUAUGUAAACUUUGUAAUACUGAUAUAUUGCAGAUGAACCCAUUAUUUACUCAACUGUAAACAUCAAAAUAUUAAAAAGAGAAGAAAUGAUAUACAUGUAUCAAAAUAUAAAACUAAUCCCAGCGUGUUUUAAAUGAAAGGCGUGCUGUUUUUGAGUAAUGCACCGUUAUUGGAAAACCUUUCUUUAUUUAUUUUAAACAUUCCAGUCUUGUGAUUUUGUGAACUGAUAUGUUUCUCUUCCGCACACAUGUGAACUGAUCUGGUGGUUUUCUCUGUGAGGUCUUGGUGUAUAUUUGUUUUGGUUUUAAUGUUGUUCAUAUAUAUUUUGAUAUUUGUAUUUAUAAUUUUAAGAAGUCAAAACAUAUAGCUAGGUUAGCUACCAAUCACUACUGCAUUAUGAUUUGUAUUUGUUUUGUAUUGGUGUAAAAUUGAAUAUAUUCAUCGUUUUGUAACUGUCCAUUGUUCUACAGUAUGUCAAAAUUCAGUCACAUUACAUCGCUCAUAAAAUAUGUGCCCCGGCGUUUCUGGCUGAGAGUGACAGAAGCUACAUAUACUUGUAUCAAUGUAUGUAAUUUUGUAUAAAGUGUAUUUGUGUUUAUAAUUCUAUGUAAAAAGUUAAUUUUGGGAGCCACAAUAAUGUUGAGUCUUUUUAAGGUUGUAAAUAAAAUGUUAUAAUAUUCGCUCCAUUCGAAUGCAGGAAACGUAUCCUAAAUGACAUUUUGUACAAAACGUUAUACAUUUCUAUGCAUCCACGUUGGUGGUAUCAAAUUAUUUUAUUGUGUAUAGAAGUAUCUGGAUGUCGUACAGUUUCAGUUUUUGUUUUAUAAUUACUGUAUGUACAGAACCGCAUGGGCGGAUCCAAGGGGGGGGGGGACCAGGGGGACGCGUCCCCCCCCCAAAUUGUUCAAGUGCCCUCAAAAUGUCCAAGUGCCCUU
Messenger RNA from Gigantopelta aegis, 4709 nucleotides. Its product is annotated as choline transporter-like protein 2. The coding region runs from base 809 to 3001 and encodes 730 amino acids. Gene Ontology annotation, biological process: transmembrane transport. The record is from RefSeq and is a predicted model, not a curated record. The transcript has 24 exons. Gene Ontology annotation, molecular function: transmembrane transporter activity. Gene Ontology annotation, cellular component: membrane. NCBI's taxonomy places the organism in Eukaryota, Metazoa, Mollusca, Gastropoda, Neomphalida, Peltospiridae.